ACGUACACAAGAUGACAGAGGACCCCCCAUAAAAGAGAAAAUUACCCUAGGACCCCCUGAGAAACAAAUCUGAUCAUCGUCAUAAGUCUGGUUGUGCACAGAUCCGCCUUAACAUUAGCAAUAUGUCAUACAGCAUAUGUCAGUGUUUUUAAGGUGUUCACAUGCUGCAGUUUGAGGCCUGAUUAAUGGAUGCCAGAUGGGGACAUCCCAUUUCGGAAGUCAUGUGGGCAUGUACCUUUCCUCAGUUCUCGGUGAAUGAAGUUCAACUUAUAUAGCGUCUUUCUAGAAACCCAAGGACGCUUUUCAAUUUAUCGUUGUUGCAUGUGUACCGGAAGUAUUGCAUAGUGGACUAAUAUUACCACCUUCAGUGGACAGCAGUGCAAUUGUUGGAUGUAAUGAUUGUGAAGCAAGAUCUUAAGCAGCUCUCUCUGAAUCUCAUCCACUUUCAAUGCCAAAGGGCCUGAACACAUAUCCCACAAGUAAGUAAAGUUUCCUUUAGUUUCUAUGGGACAUGGCAGAAUUCAUAGGAUGCUAGUUCCUACCCCAUUACUUGAACGUGUAAGAGUUCUCACAACAGUUGUGAUUGUUAGUUAGUUAACUCAAUGAUAUAAUAGUUAGUUAACUCUCCUGAUAUAAUUCAUAGAAUUCAGUGGACCUCAUGGAUGUCAGUGAUGGGGCCCCAUUAGGAUCACUGAUGGGAUCAGGAAGGGUUAAACAUGGGCCACAUUUGGGUUAUACACUGAACAUACAGUAUAUUAAGCCCAAUUGGAUCGCAGGAAAAACACAUGUACAAACCAACUAAGAGCCCCUGCCCACCUAGAACCCAGCUAGCCCACAUGAGAACCACAAAAUCAUGUUAGGUGGUUCUAAUGUCAGAGUAUUUGUAGGAAUUGUGCAAAUGUGUUUUAAGAAUAAUUCAUUCCUAACAGUUAGUUGCUAAAUAAGGCCUAUUGUAACAAAGCAGCUUCAAACUACUGCCCUCCCUCCACCAUGCUUCACUCCUGGGAUGAGGUUUAGGUGUUUAUAAAGCAAUGUUCUGUUAUUUACCCUAACAUUACUGUGUACCCCUUCAACUUUUAUUGCAUCUCCACACAGGACAUUGUUCCAGUAGUCAGGUUGAACAUCCUGGUAAGUCAUGGCUCUGGAGGCACAAGAGUUGCCUCCAGACUCUUAGCUGUUUACGGAUUCUACAGCAUACCUUUGCACUGUUCUUUGUAGGACUACCAGGAGAGACGAAGAGCAUCAACAGUGCAGAGCAUCUUUCAUUUUUAAAAUAUCUGUCUGACUGUGGAAUGUAGAAGAACCAAAUCUUUAACAAUGUUAUUGUAAGCCUUCUCACACCUUCACACGCCAAAUGCCUGAGACAGUGUGAAGUCUCUUUUGUUCUCUAAAAAUCUCUUUAUUUGUGUUGAAUCUAAUUUUGUGGUGAAAAUCAGGUAAUCAAAACUGCAAAGCCGCAUCAGAACUAUCUGAAAUACCUGAUUCAUUGAAAAAUCCUUUUUAAGACACAAUUGCCACACACUUCUCCGCCAGACAAGAUAAGAUAACUAUAUACGCCAUACUUGUUCAGGGCACAGAUUAAAUUUGACCUCCGGCCAGACCCGGGAAUCUGGUCCAUAACCCACAACCUUGACACAUUUACUGCUCAGUGCUCUAACCCCUGAGCCCCCAUUCCCUCAGAUUCUUCAAUAAAGAGAUGGCACUGUACAUAAAAUGCAAGGUAAGAUGCUUGUAAAUUAAACUAUAAGAAGAAAUCAGAAAAUAAACGUUUUAUACAUUUAUUUUGACUGUAUGAACGCAAAAUAUUUCAUAUUUUAUCUGGUCAGCUUCCCUUCAUUUCUUUCAGGCCUGCAACACCUUCAUGACUUAAGGUGUGCAAUAGUAUUGAGUCGUCAUUGUCACAUUUUUUUUCAUUUAAAAUUCUCCACAGACGUCCUCUAUUGGGGACACCUCAGAACUAUUCCUGGCCUAAUCAGUCUUUUUCUGCUGCUGUGCCUUUGUAAUGUGUGCAGCAUGUGGUCUUGCACUGUCUUAUUGGAAGACAGUAUAUGUUGCUGUAAGAUUUUAACAUUCUUUUCUGUACUAAUGCUGGCUGCGCAGAAUUCAAACACAAUACAAAUACAAUAAGUUGGAGUUGGAACAGCGUGGAGGGUCCAGCAUCUUUUUCGCCUGACCACAAAACACAUAUUUUACUGUGGGAUGGUUUGUCAGAUGCCUCUGAGCCCAGAGAAGUCGAGGCCACUUGUGGGUAUUGGUGAAUGUAACUCGGCUCAGGCUUGUGACCUUGCACUGAAUUUUCUCCAAAAGCCUUUUGUGGAUGCUGCUUUUGCAUAAAAUCGUAUUUACAAUCACCUUUUGUCAUCUCUUCAUUAUUUAGUUGGAUGUUUUUGCUAUCUCUAAUUUGUCCACGUACCAAUUUUUUUUUGGAAUGUGUUGCACACCAUAAAUGCAGGAAUGGAUAUAUUUUAACAAAAUGAAAUUAAGUUGAACAGAUAAAAUAUGUUUGAAACUGUUUGACAGUAAAAGAAACAUAUUUGUGCAACAAAGUCCAUGCUUUUUUUUUAAAUGUACUGUAUGUUUCUGAAUGGAAAAUCCAUUGGAAAGUUUUUAAAGGGACCCACAACAGUUCCUUAAGGUACUUAAAGAGUUACAUUUCAAAUGUUCUUCACAGCUGUACUCAUUAAUAUGAGCGUUUGGAGGUAAUGCUGAAUUUAAGUGUACUAUUAAUCAGAACAGCCUGCAAAACCUACUCUCUCUCUCUACUGCUUAAAAAAGCACAGAGAUUAAUGAUAGACAGACCUGGAAGGAAGGAUAGAAAAAUUAAGUAUAACGCCAAAAUGUCAGAAUUGAAGCCUCUGCUUUUCUUCAGGAUCGCGCAGGCUGAUUUCUGCCCAAGGACAGGAUAAGAGCUUCAAACAGAUGAAGGUUUUCUUAACUUUCAUGGAUUCUCAUGGAUCUAAAUGCAGACGACUAGAAACUCAAGUGGCUUUUGUGUGGAGUCAGCAGGGUAUGACUAGGCCCUCUCAGGAAGAGAAAACACCGCUGCAGACAGACAGACCAGUUAACAGUCAGACACUCUGCCAGACAUCAGACCAGAGAACACACAAUGUCCAGCUGGAUCUACCGGAUUAUCUUUUAUUGUGUUCUGCUUUCAUGUUUGCUGAUAGACACAAUGACAGCAGCUAAACGAAAGCCACCCAAAACUGACUGUUUGGAAACAUCAGCUAAAGAGAGUCAUCACAUGGUCAGCCGUGCUCUAGACCAGACAGCAAAAGGCAGAAACCAUACUCAGUCAUCCAGCCGGCAGAUGUUUACUUUCUCCAGGCAAGCACCAGCGUCUAUUCAGGGGAUAUCAAAAGCUGCAGAGGUCUUUCAAAUGACUUUGCUAUUGUUAAAGGAUAAAGCAAGCAGGAGACAAAAAAGAUCUGUGUCUGUGUCAGAGCUCCUUUCCGCGGAGGAUGUGAAGCUGCUAGCAAACCUGUCUGGGUGUCCUCCAGCAUUGCAGCCAGCCGGCUGCCCCACAGGAGGUGACUCAGAGAAAUACCGCUCUAUCUCCGGAGUCUGCAAUAACAGAAAUAACCCUCUCUGGGGAGCAGCCAGCACCGUCUUGGCCAGAUGGCUCCCGGCGGAGUAUGAGGAUGGAGAAAGCCAACCAAAGGGCUGGAACACCGGGCACAAGUACAGCGGCUUCCAACUUCCCCCGGUCCGGGAAGUCAGCAACAGCAUUAUGCAAAGCUCCAGCCAGGUCACACUGAAAGAUGAGGCCUAUUCCCAGCUGCUGGUGGACUGGGGUCAGUACAUAGACCACGAUAUCUCCUUCACUCCUCAAAGCUCCAGCAAAUCUGCCUUUCUGGAGGGACUUGACUGCCUGCACAUGUGCGAAAAUUCCAAUCCAUGCUUUCCUAUUCAGAUUCCUCUACGCGAUAAGCUGUUUGGACGUAAAAGCUGUCUCCCGUUCUUCCGCUCCUCGCCAGCCUGCCUAAAUGCUCCAACACACACUCUGCAAGCACAACAGAUGCUCCAGAGACAGCAGAUGAAUUCUGCCACGUCUUUUCUGGACGCCUCCACCGUUUACGGACACUCAGCGGAGUUAGAAAAGGCUCUGAGGAAUCUCUCUAGCCCAGAGGGCCUGCUAGCAGUCAACAGUAAACACACUGACCACGGUGGUCACUCAUACCUGCCUUUUGUCAAAAGCACUCCGUCCGCCUGCCUCCAGCAGCCCGGCACUGGGCCGAGCGAGCGGGUGGAGUGUUUUCUGGCGGGAGAUAGCAGAGUGAACGAGAUUCUGCCCCUCACUGCUCUGCACACGCUGUGGGUGAGGGAACACAAUCGCAUUGCCACACGGCUGAAACAACUCAACGUCCACUGGAGCUCAUUGACGACCUAUCAGGAGACACGCAAAAUCAUUGGAGCUUUGCAUCAGAUCAUAACCAUGAGGGAUUACAUUCCAAAAAUCUUGGGAGAUGAAGCAUUUGAGGAAACUGUUGGGUCUUAUGAGGGAUAUGAUGAGUCUCUAAACCCUUCAGUCUCCAACGUGUUCGCCACAGCAGCGUUCCGUUUUGGUCAUGCAACCAUUUCUGCACAGAUCAGGAGACUAAAUGAGAGCUUCCAGGAGCAUCCCAACUUUUCCUCCCUAAAUCUGCAUCAGACCUUCUUCAGUCCCUGGAGGAUCAUCAGAGAAGGAGGAUUAGAUCCAAUACUGCGAGGUCUCCUGGGCUGGCCGGCUGCCAGGCAGAACCAACAGCACCUGAUGACUGAGGAGUUGACGGAGAAGCUGGUGGUGCUCAACAUUCCAGAAUCACUGGACCUCGCUGCGUUAAACCUCCAGAGGGGACGAGACCACGGCCUUCCAGGUUACAAUGACUGGAGGGCCUUUUGUGGAUAUGACAGAGUGGAAAGCAAAGCGGAUCUGAGGGCUGUGGUACGUGACCGGGCUUUGGUAGAACAGCUAAUGGAUCUAUAUGGGCAUCCUAACAAUAUCGACGUGUGGCUGGCAGGGCUGGUGGAGGAUCCGCUACCUGGUGCUAGGAUUGGACCUAUCUUUGCAUGCUUGAUCGGAAAACAGAUGAAGACACUCAGAGAGGGUGACAGGUUCUGGUGGGAAAAGUCAGGUGUGUUCUCUCCACUACAGAGGCAGGAGCUCCAGAAGCACUCCCUGUCCCGUGUCUUCUGCGACAACAGUGGACUGACGGAGGUUCCUCUUGAUCCAUUCACUGUGGGAAUGUACCCCAAAGACUUUGUUUCAUGCGCCAGUGUGCCAUCUUUGGAUCUGGAAGCAUGGAAAGAGGACAAUGAAAGAGAUGGAAGAGACUCUGACAGCACAGAAAGACACAUAUGACAGAGUUCAUCUGAGUGUCUGAAGGUGUCACCAUCACGACUAGCUGGAGGUGCAUCGGCCAAGGUCUGUCCGUGUUCAAUCACAGCUGCAGCUAGAGACAGGACUUUAAUUUAAACAGAUCUAAAGCAAAGGACCAAAUAAUACAUUCUCGCCUGAGCUUCGUUAAAAACACAAACCGCCAUUAGUGAUUGGACGAAUUUUCUAUGAGGAAAUGACUGCUUUUUUUGUUUCAUGUUUCACAAAGGCACUGCUUGGUGUCUGCUUUUUGAAAAUAACUGGGUAUGCCUGCAUGCACAAAUCUGCAGCAGGUGCACACAUACACAGAGCAUUGGCUGGUUUAAUGCCCAAAGGAUAAAGUAAGCCCAUGUGGAAGACGAAAUGAUCUAAAGACAGAACGCUGCCUUUUCUUCUCUCUGGAUAAAAAUGAGCAUGGAUAUAUUCAUAGAUAUGUGGGCUACAUUUACAUCUUAAACAUGAGAUGAAACUCUUUAAAAUGCAAAGGCUCAGGUUUGACAAAUAGGCACAACAUUUACAUAAAGUGAUAUCUUGCCCUGGUUUUGUUUCAGAGAUUAUAAUGCCAUAGCAAUCAGCUGAGGAAGAAAGGAGACGACCUUUGUUCAGAUCCUCUGAAUUAAGUAGAGCCUGAAAUUUUAGGCAGAGACUAAUGCAGUGCCUGAUACAUUGUCCAAUUACAUGUUUUUCAAUUGACUGGUAAAUUAGAGCGGGAUUUCCAAUGUGUCCAGUUAGGCUUUAGAGCAUCCUCCAUGCACCGCAUAUUCUGCACCAUAUUGUGCUGUACUCUGGACAAUAAACAAUAAUUAAACAAAUGGCACAUCUACACAGUGGUGAUUUAUGUUAGAGGCUAUACAAAGCUACAGUUUCAUUUUCAUAAUGAUAAAAAUGUAUAUCAUGCUCUACUGCAAACUUUUCUGCUGCAUCUGCUGUGUAUCUGGACGUUGCAUGUUACAGAGUAAAUGCUGUAUAGCAAAUAUAUUUUAUACAAUUCCUAAUUAUCUUACACUGUGAAUAUUGGUAAAUGUACUUAUUUAAAAUUAGUCUAAAGCCCUGUCUGGAUGGGAUUAGUUUCUCAGGGGGACAUCUGUGAAAAAUAUUUCACACUUCUACUCAGUAAUAAAACUCCUGAAUCUGGACUUCAAUUGAAAAAACAUGAGAACCAGUGAGUUUUUUGGUUUUCUUGGUCACGUGACAUUGCGUUCAGUAGCUCCUCCAUUUCCACUCGCUGUUGUGUUUACGUGGAUCUCUGUGGAAACAUGUGUCCAAAGUGUAAUUAUGGUGUGUGGCAGUGAACAAAUAGAUAUUUUUUUAAAACGCACGGUGACGAAACUUAGAGAUGUGGAUCCGGACAGGACUAAAAUUACCGGAGGACCACGGAGUUCAGCGAAAAAGAACAUCUGAUAAAAACAUGCACAUAGUCAGUCCUCACAGGAAUAAAAUCCCAGAGGACCCCCUAUAAAAGAGAAAAUUACCCCAGGACCCCCUGAGACACUAAUCCCAUCUGAAUAGGUCUUAAGUUGACUUGUUUUUAGUUUUUUUUUCUUCAUUCACAUUACUUACAUACUUGCUACUGGGUGUGGUCCACUAAUGCAGGAUUAAAACCCCUGUAUUUGGCAACAUGAUAAAGAAUGUACAUGAAUGUUAUUGAAGCUUUUUUCAGAGAUUUUUGCUUUUGUUAACUCAAAGUUCACUUGAAGAAUUAAGACUUUUAGCUACUCUUAGCUACUUAAAAUGUCUAAAUGUUUAACAUGUACUGUAAGUUAACAUACUUGCUGAAUGAAUCAAAAUAAAAUUAUACAGUAAAUUAAUUGUAGAUAUGAAUUUGAACUACAAUUAUGUUAGUUACAGUAUACAGUAAGCUAUAUCUUUCCAGUAAGCACAGACUGAACAAUUGGCCAGUCUGGCCUGAUUAAUUUGGCCUAUAAAAACUCAUUGUUCUAAUCCUUCUGACCAAAAUAUGCAUAUCAGUUUAUAAUAUAAAUUAUUUUAUGCUGGCCUUACAGCUAAUGACUUUUCAAACUAUUGCAUCAUUGCAAACAGAUGAUAUCACGAUGCUGCAAUGCUCUAUAUAAUGCAAGACAGUUCUGUAGGAUACUGCACAGCAUCUGUGUUACUAAAGAGAAUAAGUAAUUAGGGAUUACUGGUGUCGCAGGAUUUCACAGAAUAUGACAACCAGUAUUAUUCACUGCAGGUUUACCCUAUUUGUUUUAUUACCUCCACCACGUAGAAUAAUGAAGCAGUAACAGUAGUAAGUUAAAGCGUAAGUAAGUGUUGAGCGUCUAUGUUUCAGUAAAACUAUAGAUAUUUGACUGAACAUAUCGAUAAAGUAUCGCAAAUGAAAAACUAUACAAUAUUCCACAGUAUCAAUAUUUUAUCUCACCCCUAGUGGUUUGGACAGCUUUUCAUGGUGGGAAAUAAUCUCAAAAAUAAUCAAGCUGCAGUCCUGCAAAAAGUGACCCUACAAGAAUUUAAAAAAUCUUAAUCUGUCAUUAAAAACUCUUGUGAGAGAGUGUCAGACUUUAGUCUUUUCAAAGUCUGCUAGUGUAUAGUCAGUAUUAGCAGCCAUCAGUAGUGUAAGUGCUUGUUAAAUAUUUUCAGCUUCCUCCAAAUUAACUUUAUUUUCCACACUCCCAAAAGAUUGCAAUCUCACAGAACUGCCAAGUUCAUGUUUUUUAAAGUUUUGUCUUAGGCUUGAUUACUUCAUUCCACUUCAAAAUACAGAAACUUUUUUCUGAA
Messenger RNA from Astyanax mexicanus (Mexican tetra), 8089 nucleotides. It is a transcript of the gene tpo, whose product is annotated as thyroid peroxidase. Gene Ontology annotation, biological process: response to oxidative stress. The coding region runs from base 3107 to 5338 and encodes 743 amino acids. The record is from RefSeq and is a predicted model, not a curated record. Gene Ontology annotation, molecular function: peroxidase activity; heme binding. Lineage: Eukaryota; Metazoa; Chordata; Actinopteri; Characiformes; Acestrorhamphidae. The transcript has 14 exons.